Messenger RNA from Aplosporella prunicola CBS 121167, 1545 nucleotides. RefSeq lists its product as uncharacterized. Lineage: Eukaryota; Fungi; Ascomycota; Dothideomycetes; Botryosphaeriales; Aplosporellaceae. Gene Ontology annotation, biological process: protein folding. Gene Ontology annotation, cellular component: endoplasmic reticulum membrane. The record is from RefSeq and is a predicted model, not a curated record. The transcript has 3 exons. The coding region runs from base 229 to 1218 and encodes 329 amino acids.
CACCCACCCAGCCGCCCGCUCGUCCACCCUCACUACACGGCGCACGUCCGUACCUGACACAAAUCCCUCCGCUCGCUCGAACCUUGGUGCGCUGCACGUUCGUUUCUUCACACCACUCACGACCUGUCGCCGCCGCAUCCACGAGCCGCAAACCUCAGCCUCGAGCCGUCCGUCGCCUUCGCUUCCGUACGAUUCCUCGAUAUCCACUCGCCUUAGAACACCGGCGCCAUGGGCUUCGGUGAUUUCGACUCGGUAUGCAGCAAGGCGCCUAUACCGCUAUGCGCCAUGGUCGGUCCGCCCUCGUCCAUAUCCUCGUCCGGCCACGGCAUACAAACAGUCUGCUUUGCGCGCGCCGUUGAACUAGCAAACACCAUGAUUUUCGAAACCGCGAACGACUUUAUACACAUUGCUGCGCUCAUAAUGACCACUAUCAUGAUCGUCCAUGUGAGGUCCAAGUUCACCGCUGUCGGCCGCAAGGAGAUUACGACCUUUUUCUGCAUCUAUGGUCUUCUCACCAUAUUCUCUCUACUUCUCGACUCCGGCGUCAUACCUCCGGGCAAUGGCGCCUUUGCCUAUUUCGCCGCCGUGCAAAACGGUCUUUCUUCCGCGCUCUGCACCUGUCUCCUGAUUAACGGCUUCGUCGGCUUUCAACUUUACGAAGAUGGGACCACAGUCUCAGUAUGGUUGCUGCGCAUCAGCUCUCUGGUCAUGUUCAUCAUCUCUUUCGCCGUAUCUCUGCUCACAUUUAAGGGCUGGGCUGGUUUGGGGCCUGAGAAUACGGUCGGCUUGUUUGUCGUCGUGUACUUGUUCAACGCCAUCUUCCUAUUCGUCUACGUCGUGAUGCAGUUGUUCUUGGUCCUGAACACCUUGCAAGACCGCUGGCCGUUGGUGCACAUAUUCUUCGGCGUCUUCUUCUUCGUCGUCGGACAGGUCUUGUUGUAUGCCGUCAGCGACAUCAUCUGUGAGCGCGCCUCGCAUUACGUUGACGGGCUAUUCUUCGUCACAAUCUGCAACCUGCUCGCUGUGAUGAUGAUCUACAAGUAUUGGGACUCCAUUACAAAGGAAGACCUUGAAUUUAGCGUCGGCAUCAGGACUCAUAACUGGGAAGUCAAGGAACUUCUACCUGAGGCUGACCGCACUACGGCCUACCCCGACUCGGACUACGCCAGUGCCUUUUCACCCAACAACCGCUAUUCGAAUUACCGAGAUGGCUACUAAGCCAACCGGCUCGGCUUUCCCUGUCAGUAAGAAUUGCUCAAACUCUUUUGCAUUGACUGGCGUUGGCUGUCGUUGCAUUGCGCCAAUAUCCUUUCUAUAUGCUCCUCUGGCUGCUGCGGCGCAAUGACAGGAGCGGCAGCGGCCUAGGCCUUUUAAUGAUGUGGCAGCGUCCGCUUCCGCCUUGACGAAUUCUCAUGUAUUUAACGCCUUUUUGUUUCCCAGCAUAGUAAUUAAUUCCCCGCGGGCACCCGCGUGCCGCACGUUAGCAACCUGACGAAUCACGCUCCCCUCUGGCUUGCAGAAUAGGCCGCGGCCCGACUGUAGAGU